UUUAGCGUUGCGUUUACAGUGGUUCCUAUUAAUUCCAGGUUAUGUUUUAUCAAACUUUUGAAUUAUUGAGGGAAACAUGUCUUUUACGGGCAUUAAUUACUUGAAAUGAUUUAGAUUUACAUAUAGUAAUAUACAAACGGUAUUCUUAUAAUAGUUUAUUUAAUAUAAGAAGAUGAAAUUAGUUAAACCUAAUUGGGUCACGCACGAUGGAUAUUCAAUAUUUUCCGUUGACAUACACCCUGAUGGUAAAAGAUUUGCUACCGGAGGCCAAGGCGGUGAUUCUGGAAGGGUUGUCAUAUGGAAUAUGGAACCUGUAGUGAAUGAAUCAGCUGAAUUGGAUCCAAAUGUAUCAAAAAUAUUAUGUCAGCUAGAUAAUCAUCUUGCAUGUGUAAAUUGUGUAAGAUGGAGUAAUAAUGGUUUACUAGCUUCCGGUGGUGUAGACAAACUUAUUAUGAUAUGGAGACUAUCCGGUGGUUCUGGUGGAAGUUCUGUAUUUGGAGGAAAAGCUAGUGUAGAAACUUGGCGAUGUAUAGCUACAUUACGGUCCCACGAAGCCGAUGUUUUGGAUCUUGCAUGGGCUCCACAUAGUCCGUGGCUGGCUUCAGCUUCUGUAGAUAAUAGUGUAAUUGUAUGGGAUGCAUCCAAAUUUCCUGCCAUUGUGGCUGUUUUGAAAGGUCAUACAGGUUUUGUGAAAGGCAUUACUUGGGAUCCUGUUGGAAAAUACUUAGCAUCACAAUCUGAUGACAAAACAUUGAGAGUAUGGCGUACUACAGACUGGACAGAAGAAGCUUUAAUCUCUGAGCCAUUUGAUGAAUGUGGUGGAACGACCCAUGUUUUAAGAUUAUCCUGGAGUCCAGAUGGGCAAUACUUGGUUUCAGCACAUGCGAUGAAUGGAGGUGGACCUACAGCACAAAUAAUUGAAAGAGAUGGAUGGACACAAGACAAAGAUUUUGUUGGUCAUAGGAAAGCGGUUACUUGUGUCAGAUUUAAUGGAAAUAUUUUACAAAAGAAACAGUCAGGCUCAUCUAAACCACAACAAUAUUGUUGUGUUGCUAUAGGUUCUCGUGAUCGUUCUUUAUCGGUGUGGUUAACGUCUCUUAAAAGGCCUUUAGUUGUGAUUCGUGAAUUAUUUACUCAUUCUGUUUUGGAUGCAAGUUGGUCUCCUUGUGGUCUUAGACUUGCAGCUUGUUCUUGGGAUGGAUCUGUUGUAUUUAUUGAAUUUACUCAACAAGAACUUGGACAACCUUUAGAUCCUGCUGAACAAAGUAGUCUACAUGAACGUUUAUAUGGAAAACCAUUAGUCCAAGGAGGUUGUAUGGUGAUGGAAGCUCCUGAAUUAUUGAAUUUGAAACCACCAGCACCUCCUAGUCAACAGCAAGUUUUAUCUACAACAAAUUCAGUUCCAGCACCUUUAAAUACUUCAACUACACCUGUUAAAGGUCCCAUUAACAAACAAAUUGAAACUAGAACAUCUGAUGGUAAAAGAAGAAUCACUCCAAUGUUUAUACCACCACCUCCUGAUAUAAUGGAUACAGCAAUAAAUGGUGGAACUACAGUACCAACGUUUACAAGUAAACCGCAAACAAAAAGUUCUAUUGUAAUAGAAAAACGUAACGAUGUUGUUACACCCAAUGUUACCUCUUCUGUGAAUUCUGCUAUCAUAAAUACUCCAGCUUCGUCACUUACCCUAAAACGACGGGAGCAAAGUAGUCCGAAAUUACAUCACUUAUCGCCAAAUAAAAAACUAAAAAUUAUAUCUGAAAAAGGUGCAGGACAAAUCGUUCUUCCUGCAUUGAAACCGUCCGCUUCAUUAUCUCAACAAGCUGGUCAUCAUGCAGUUACAAUCAGUAAUAAUCAGGGUUUAGCACAUUUACAAGUAUUUAGAGGUACAGAUUCAGAACCAACUUGGGACCUUUAUUUGGGUUACAAUGCCGUGGCACUUGCUGCCUCUUCAGCUGUUAUAGCUGUUGGUUUAGAAGAUGGUAGUCUACAUACUUUUCAUCCAAUCAAGGGAUCUAGAUUUGCACCUCCGUUAGCACCACCUGCACCAUUAGCAAAAAUUCAUGCUGUUGGUAAUGCGGUUAUGGUUAUAUCUACUUGCGGAGAUGUACGAGUAUGGGAAAUAGGAAAUACGUGUAGAAUGAUCGUAUCAACAUCAGCUGCUCAUUUAGCAGCACCAGGAACGUCGAUAUUGUCGUGUACGCUUUACAAUGGAAUGCCACAUUUAGCAUUUACGAAUGCAAGAGCAUAUAUUUAUCACAAAGAAAUGGGAACAUGGUUGUUAAUUGGAGAUAGCCACGAUCCUGUAUGGCGAUGGUCUUCAUUUAAUGCAUUAAGUUCAUCUGGUAGUAGAACACCUCGAGGACCUUUAUUUUCUCUACAAGAGGGUUUACUAAGAACUUCUGGAAAUGUUUUACCUAAUCCUCGAUUGGCACACACGGGUCCCAGUAUAGUGUCUUACAUGGAACAACAAUUAUUAGCAUCUAAAGCACUUGGUAGUGCACAAGAGUAUGUUCAUUGGAUAAUGGCACUUGUAUCAUUUCUAUUAACUCAAGAUGGGUUAGAGAAGCGUUUGAGAUUAAUUUUAGAUGAUCUCUUGGGUCCAAGUCAUACAUCAGCAUCUAAAAGUACAUCAUGGGAUCCUAUGAUUCUAGGUAUAAAAAAGCACAAACUUUUGGGAGAUGUAUUGAAUGUCGUUGGUGGUCAUCUUCGUUGGCAAAGGCUAUUUCUUGAGUAUACAGAACAGUUAACGGCAUUAAAAAAUCAGAAUACAUAAAAGCGGAGGUCCAUUUGGAUGAUAGACCAUUAAAGUGAAACUUCGAGCGAGAUUGUUAGAGAGCAUGCAAUUAUAAUCUUCUUCUGU
Molecule: messenger RNA, 2863 nt
Organism: Polistes canadensis
Lineage: Eukaryota; Metazoa; Arthropoda; Insecta; Hymenoptera; Vespidae
Gene: Hira
Product: protein HIRA homolog
Exons: 12
Coding region: 173-2776 (867 amino acids)
Biological process (GO): DNA-templated transcription; chromatin remodeling; regulation of DNA-templated transcription
Cellular component (GO): HIR complex; nucleus
Molecular function (GO): protein binding; nucleosome binding
Source: RefSeq, a predicted model, not a curated record